GGGACCAUGACGCGCCUUGCCGCCUGCCGCUUCUGGACGGGUCGUCUGCAACACCACCACCACCACCUUCCUCGUUGUCGCUAGCCACGUACAAACAGCUUCCCCAACCGUCGACGUCUUGGUACUACCCCUCAGCACACGAUAAGACACAGCAACGGAGCCAUCGCGCCCCCUCAAGGAACUCCCUCCGACUCCCGCUCCCGCGUGCAACUGCUCUUCCGACGACCUUGCUGCACUCUUGCCACCGACCGACUACCAUGCGCUCCGCUCUCCUUUCUGUCCUGAUUGCCCUCUUUGCUGCCCUCGCCAUGGCUGCUGCCCCUCAUCGAUCUGUCAUUGUUACCUGGCCUAACGACACGCCGGAUGAGAUUGUCGAGCAGAGCAAGGAGGCUAUCCGGAAGGCCAAGGGUGUUAUUACGCACGAGUACAACAUCAUCAAGGGCUUCGCUGCCUCGGCCCCAGCCUCUGCGCUCGAGGUGGUUACGGCGCUGAGCGACGUGUACAAGUGCGAGAUUGAGGAGGACGGCAUUGUUACUACGCAGAACAACAAGGCGUAGGCUAGUGACGCAGCAAGACGCAGGUACACGACGGGAGGCACUGUGUAUGGCCACGGGACAUGUGGCGGCGACGUUGCUUUUGGACGAGUGUGGUUUCUUUUUGGGUUUGGGGCCGGCGUUUAGCGAAAAGGCAUUGGUUGUUGGUGGGCUGGAAAUAGUCUGUGGUUUUGCGUCAGGAGACGACAUGAUUUGAAUUGAACGGCAGCUCUUGAAACAAGCGGGCAUGGGCGGCGACGGCGGCGACGAUGCACGUGAAUGUGACGGCGCCAGCAGGGCCAACAGGGCCAGCAGGGCCCGCAGCAGGCAUGGCUGGCAGUGCAGAGGUAGCGCAGCGACUAUGCGGCGUGGCAGUGUAGAAUUGGCAGCAUGGUGUAGGUGUAGAACAGGCGUGGGCGAGUGAGGCUUGCACUUGCAGCGGCCCCUUCCCCGCCAUGACGGCUCGCCCCAAAGGCCAAC
Messenger RNA from Exserohilum turcica Et28A, 1013 nucleotides. RefSeq lists its product as uncharacterized. Gene Ontology annotation, biological process: vacuole fusion, non-autophagic. Gene Ontology annotation, molecular function: endopeptidase inhibitor activity. The transcript has 2 exons. The coding region runs from base 258 to 557 and encodes 99 amino acids. Lineage: Eukaryota; Fungi; Ascomycota; Dothideomycetes; Pleosporales; Pleosporaceae. The record is from RefSeq and is a predicted model, not a curated record.